AUGGUUCAACUAGACGUUGAGAAGACUAUUGGAGAGCUCACGAUAGGCGAGAAAGUCUCCUUGACCGCAGGAGCGGACUUCUGGCACACGGUUGCCGUCCCACGCCUCAACAUUCCAGCACUCCGCAUGUCAGAUGGCCCAAACGGCGUUCGAGGAACUCGGUUCUUCAAGGGCUUCCCGUCAGCAUGUUUCCCUUGUGCUACUGCUCUCGGUGCCACCUGGGAUACGGAAUUACUGACCCAGGUAGGUGAGCUGCUCGGCGAAGAAGCUAUUGCGAAGGGCACACACAUAGUCCUGGGCCCGACUAUCAAUAUCCAGCGCUCUCCUCUCGGUGGACGGAGCUUCGAGUCCUUUUCGGAGGAUGGCACACUUUCUGGCACUCUGGCCGGAUACGUUACGAAGGGUAUGCAGAGCAAGGGGGUCGCUGCGACCAUGAAGCAUUUCGUUUGCAACGACCAAGAGCACGAACGGAUGGCCGUCAACAGUGUUGUGACAGACCGUGCGCUGCGUGAAAUAUAUCUGCUUCCUUUCCAGCUAGCCAUGCGCAUCGCCCGCUCCGCUUGCGUUAUGACCGCUUAUAACAAGGUCAACGGCAUUCAUGCAAGCGAGAACAAGGCCUUGUUGAACGAUAUCCUACGCGAGGAGUGGGGAUGGGAUGGUCUAAUCAUGAGCGAUUGGUUCGGUACCUACAGUACAUCCGAGAGUAUCAACGCUGGUCUGGAUAUUGAAAUGCCUGGGAGAACUCGCUGGCGCGGUGACGCCCUUGCACACGCGGUAUCAUCACAAAAGGUCCACGAGUUUAAGCUGGACGAGCGUGUCCGCAAUAUUCUGAAUGUGGCGAAUUUUGUUGAGCCGCUGGGUAUUCCUGAACAAGCAGUCGAAAAAGGGUUGAACCGACCAGGAGACCGAAAGCUCCUCCGCCGUGCUGCCGCAGAAUCAGCUGUUCUGCUGAAAAACGAAGGCGCUGUCCUUCCAUUCAAAAAAAGCAAAUCCAUCCUUGUGAUUGGUCCAAAUGCUAAGAUCGCUUCUUAUUGCGGUGGCGGGUCAGCUUCACUUCAUCCUUAUUAUACAGUGACUCCGUACGACGGAGUUACAGGGAAAAGCGAAGGCGAAGUCAAAUUUUCGCAAGGCGUCUACUCGCACAAGGAUCUCCCCCUUCUAGGACCACUAUUGAAGACCACUCAUGGCAAGAAAGGAUUUAGUUUCAAAGUCUUCAACGAGCAUCCCAGUCAUGGAACUCAUCGAGAAGUUGUGGACGAGCUCCAUCUCGUGGAUUCAAGUGGUUUCCUGAUGGACUAUUAUAACCCAAAGAUCAAAUCAAAGACAUACUUCGUGGACAUGGAAGGCACUUACACUCCAGAAGAAAGUGGCCUGUACGAUUUUGGUGUUACGGUCGUCGGCACCGGCCAACUAUUCGUCGAUGGACAGCUUGUUGUUGACAAUACGAAGAAUCAAAAGCAAGGUUCUGCAUUUUUCGGCUCUGGGACCAUCGAAAAGCGUGGCUCCAUAGAGCUCAAGGCUGGCCAAACAUACAAGAUCCUCUUCCAAUUCGGAUCUGCGCCUACCUCCGACCUUAACACUCGUGGUACUGUGGCCUUCGGGCCCGGUGGCUUCCGAUUCGGGGCAUCUCGUCGCGUAGGCCAAGAGGAACUCAUUUCGCAAGCCGUGGAGGAGGCCUCAAAGGCUGACCAAGUCGUUAUUUUCGCGGGUCUCACCCAAGAGUGGGAGACCGAAGGCUAUGAUCGCGAGCACAUGGAUCUCCCCCCCAGGAAGCGAUGA
Messenger RNA from Penicillium chermesinum, 1779 nucleotides. RefSeq names its product glycoside hydrolase family 3 protein. The coding region runs from base 1 to 1779 and encodes 592 amino acids. Gene Ontology annotation, molecular function: beta-glucosidase activity. NCBI's taxonomy places the organism in Eukaryota, Fungi, Ascomycota, Eurotiomycetes, Eurotiales, Aspergillaceae. The transcript has 3 exons. The record is from RefSeq and is a predicted model, not a curated record. Gene Ontology annotation, biological process: glucan catabolic process.